Molecule: messenger RNA, 15763 nt
Organism: Podarcis lilfordi (Lilford's wall lizard)
Lineage: Eukaryota; Metazoa; Chordata; Lepidosauria; Squamata; Lacertidae
Source: the annotation of a GenBank genome assembly
GACCAAGUGACUUCCCUCCAAAGUACCAUAAGUCACUCUUGGGUGCCGUGAGAACAGUGACCCGGGUUCUCCCAUCACCAGGAUGUCUCAGGAUGUGACCUACGCUGACCUGAGAUUCGGGAAGGUUCCUCUGGAGAAGAUCCAGCGGCAAGGUACUGCGAGACUGUCUGUCUGUCUGUCCAAACCUCCCAACGGCUUUGCAGCUUUUUCAGUACUACGGCAAAGUUUGCUGCUCACUCCCAUCUCCUUUUCCAGAGACAACUGAGGAGGAGCUCACCUACGAGAACGUCCAGGGGGCCAGGCCUGAGGAAGAAAAGGCCCCCAGCAGCUUAGAGCCUGCAAAAGGUGAGUGCUGAGUAUUGCCCUGGUGAGGUAGGUCUUGCCCCUGCCAGGGAGACCUCCUGCCAGUAAGGACUGGGUGGAAGAUGCUUGAAAAACCACCUCCUUACCUGCAGACCCUCUCAGGUGUUGAGAUUGGCAGAGGGAGCCCUCUUGGUGGUUCUUCUCUCCUCGGAGGCUUCUGGGGUGGUCCAGCAGGAGAGGGCCUCCUUUGUGGCGGCCCCUAAGCUGUGGCACCCUCAUUGCACAGCUUCCAGAGGAUGCUGAAGACACACCUCUUCCCCCUGGCUUUUGACCCUGGCUGUGUGUGUUUUUAAGGACCCACCUUAUUUUUGUGUGACUGUAAGUAAAGGUAAAGGGACCCCUGACCAUUAGGUCCAGUCGUGACCGACUCUGGGGUUGCGGCGCUCAUCUUGCUUUAUUGGCCGAGGGAGCCGGCGUACAGCUUCCGGGUCAUGUGGCCAGCAUGACUAAGCCGCUUAUGGCGAACCAGAGCAGUGCACGGAUCGGUGCAAACAACAAUCUUUGGAAAACCCGAAUUGCCAUUUGUUCCAAUUCCGUAUUAAAGAGUGGAUUUUCCUGGGGGAGAAGUGACUUGGACACGAACUGGAAAAAUUCUGCCUAGGAAGUGAGGGGCAAAAGGGUAGUGCGGAUGAGUCCUUAAAAGGUAAAGGGACCCCUGACCAUUAGGUCCAGUCGUGGCCGACUCUGGGGUUGCGCCGCUCAACUCGCUUUAUUGGCCGAGGGAGCCGGUGUACAGCUUCCGGGUCAUGUGGCCAGCAUGACUAAGCCGCUUCUGGCGAACCAGAGCAGCGCACGGAAACACCGUUUACCUUCCCGCCGGAGCGGUACCUAUUUAUCUACUUGACCUUCAUGCUUUCAAAAUGCUAGGUUGGCAGGAGCAGGGACCGAGCAACGGGAGCUCACCCCGUCGUGGGGAUUCGAACUGCCGACCUUCUGAUCAGCAAGUCUUAGGCUAUGUGGUUUAACCCACAGCGCCACCCGCAUCCCUUUUUGUGUGACUGUAGUUUGUUUUAAAUAUUGUUCUCUAAUUGCUGUUACCCUCCCUGGAACGUUUGGGUAAUGAAAGAAGUGUCUGCAGUACUAGAUGGGCUUGACCCAGAAGGCAAUUCUUGUGUUUAAUGAUUUAGUUAUUCCGGUAGUGAUGCUGUUUGCUGCUUUGGGCUAUCAUUUAGGAAAGGGAGGGUGGUAGGUUAUCUUUCAAAUAAAAGCAUAACAACAGUGUCUGCUUCUGAACUCUUAGGAACUAAAUGUUCUGCAUACAUAGGAGGUUUCUUGUACACUUCUCUGUUUUGCUGCUGAGUUCACUGGCUCCCAGUACGUUUCUGAGCACAAUUCAAAGUGUUGAUGCUGACCUUUAAAGCCCUAAAGGCCGCUGGCCAGUAUACCUGAAGGAGCGUCUCCACCCCCAUCGUUCUGCCCGGACACUGAGGUCCAGCGCCUAGGGCCUUCUGGCGGUUCCCUCGCUGCGAGAAGCCAAGUUGCAGGGAACCAGGAAGAGGGCCUUCUCGGUAGUGGCACCCGCCCUGUGGAACGUCCUCCCACCAGAUGUCAAAGAGAAAAAUAACUACCACACUUUUAGAAGACAUCUGAAGGCAGCCCUCUUUAGGGAAGCUUUUAAUGUUUAAUAGGUUAUUGCAUUUUAGUGUUUUAUUGGAAGCCGCCCAGAGUGGCUGGGGAAACCCAGCCAGAUGGGCGGGGUAUAAAUAAUAAAUUAUUAUUAUUAUUAUUAUUAUUAUUAUUAUUAUUAUUAUUAUUAUUAUAUUCAGUGUCCUCCUCUCCCUGCCCCUCACAAAUGCAUUCCUUUUCAUAGUUCUAAUUUGGAAACAGCAUGGUGUUUCAUUAAUAUUGCUGUGAGCUGCUUUGUUCUGGAGAUUCAGAUCCGUGGUUCCUCUUCCCUUUCCCCCCCACCCACAGCGUUUUAGAAGACAUCCGAAGGCAGCCCUGUUUAGGGAAGUUUUUAAUGCUUGAUGUUUUAUCGUGUUUUUAAUAUUCUGUUGGGAGCCGCCCCGAGUGGCUGGAGAAACCCAGCCAGAUGGGCAGGGUAUAUAUAAUAAAUUAUAUUAUUAUUAGGGGAGGGAUCAUAGAAUUGUAGAUUUGAAAGGUGGCUCCCCCCAAAGGUCCUCCAGUCCAACCCCCUGCUUUGCAGAAAUCACAACUCGAGAAUCCCUGGCAGGUAGCCAUAAGACCUCUUUUAAGAACCAGUUGCACCAAAGGGAAACCAGGAAGCAGGAUCUCUCCCCCUCCUGCAAUUUCCAACAACUGGGACUCAGAAUCAUUUCCUGCCUCUUGACUGUGGAGACUGAGCAGAGCCACUUUGGCUAGGAGCCUUUGGUAGCCCUCUCCUCCUCCUCCACGAAUUUUCCCAACUCAGUUUUGAAGCCAUCCAAGUUGGACAUUCCUGCCUCCUGUGGGAGGGAGUUCCACAGUUCAUCCCCUCCUCGGGUUUCUCUUCUAGGGCCGAGGCGUCAAACCUACUACGCAGCUGUGGCCCUCCUGGCCGUCUCCCUCUUCUUCUUUGCCACCACUGUCGGAUUCGUAGUCGGUUGUGAGUAUUUAUUUAAACUGUUUGUAACCUUCAGGAUUCACAUGGGCUCAGAAUGAGGAGCAACUUGCAGCAACACAGUAUUUAACCGAAACACAGCCUGAUGUGGAAUCAAGCAAUAUCUUCUUCUCCUUCUCCUUCUCCUCCUUCUCCUUCUUCUUCUUCUUCUUCUUCUUCCUUUUCCUCUUCUUCUUCUUCUUCUUUUUCUUCUUCUUCUUCCUUUUCCUCUUCUUCUUCUUCUUUCUUCUUUCUUCUUCUUCUUCUUUGUCAAUCCCUCGUAGCCGAGUCAGAUUGUCUUCCAUAAACACGGUUUUAACAAUGAGUCCGCAAGUGACUGUGGAGGCCAAUUCCGGAUCCACACGUCCUUCCACAGUGGGGACAUUGGUUUCUGGGAGUUGAUCAUGGUGUGGAUUUGCCAAGUGUGCCUUCCUCUUAGCACGUUUCUCCCUUGCGUCCUGAGUUCGAGUGUCUCCAAAGCCCAUGACACCUUUGGUAAAGGCUGUUCUCCAGCUGGAGCGCUCGCAGGCCAGUUUUUCCUGGUUGUUGGUGUUUAUACUACAUUUUUUUAGAUUUUGCACAUCACUUGGGAAGACAGGUGAGCUAAUAUCAGUGUACUGGAAGAAGCAAAGAUCACCGGUGUUGAAGCAAGCAAUGUACAGAGAACGUAACUGCACGAGCCAAGAGAGGCCAAAUGCCUGCUCAAAUAUUUACCUGCCACUGGAGCUCUGCUAGCAUUGGUGCUCAGUAGCAGCCAUGUUCCCAUGAGAGCACCAAUAUCUAAAAAGAGCUCUCAGGCUGGGCGAGGCCAAACAUUCACACGGUGGACUGCCAUGUACCCGAAAGGGAGGCCCCAGAGCAGGUCCUGAGUGUGAAUGUCUUCUCCAACUGUUGAUCCCCAUUAUUUGGUAUUCAGAGGUAGACUGUGCCUGGGCAUGGAGGUUCUGCUUUCUCAAUAGCCCUCCAUAGGAAGAGCCUGGCUGCUGGGUCAAGCCAGUGGUCCAUCUAAGUCCAACAUCUUGUUUGCACAGUGGUCAGUCAGAUAGACAGGGUGGGAAGAAGACUGUAGGUGGGAACUAAAUACACCAGCUAAGUGGUAUUCAGAGGCAGCUAGCCUCCAGCCUCCAGCAGUUUCCCCUCCAGGGGAAUGGGAGAGGUGGGAAAUUGCAAAUUCACAUAGCCUAACUGAGGAUUUCUUCAAAAACAGCUCUGGGUGUGUCUUUAUUUAUUUUUAUUUUAUAAAAUGUAUGCAUCGCUCAACUGUAAAACACUCCCCCGCUGCCCCCCAACCUCAAAGGGGGUUUACAAAAAUUGACACAAUCCAGCUACCACUUAAGAAAAAUUAACAGCAGUGAUUUAAAACUUUCAACCUGAGAGGCAGUGACUGGCCCAACGUCAACCCUAGUAGACUUCAUGGCCUUCAAGUGGGGAUUUAUUUAUUAUUUUAUUUCAUAAAAUUUAUAUACUGCUGUAUUGGUUUUUUUUAAAAAAAAACCAAUCCAAAAACAAGAAAAACAAGAAAAAAUUCAAAGCCAUACUUUGAAACAUACAAACAGUUAAAAUACUCGAAAUAGAUUAAAACUUCCUUUCCUUUUUAGUUCUUUUAUUCAAAAUUAAAACAAGGCAUAUUAUCCAAAAACAUAUCAUCCUUGUUUUUCCCCCCAUUUCCCCCCCAUUUUUCCUCCCUCCCCCUCCCACAAAAUCCACCCACCCCCCCCCCCCGACCUCCCUCAGUUCCUGUCUUUGGUUUCUCUGAGACUGCUGCUUUUCUGCAUGUUACAAAGUUUUAUAGAUCCUCAAACUAUUUAGCUGAUUAUUAUCAAUAAAAAGUUUGUGAAUGUUUAUUCAAAACCUGCCAAGGAGUCCAAUUCACUUUGUUGCGUCUUCAGAUAGUUUGUAAAGGGUUCCCAUUCAUCCUUAAAGUCACAGUUAUGCUUGUCCCGUAGCUUAUAUGUCAGUUUUGCCAGUUCUGCAUAGUCCGUCAAUUUUUCUUGCGUGAUUCUUUAGAAUCAACUAAAGAAUCAGAUUACAGUGGUGCCUCUCAAGACGAAAUUAAUCCGUUCUGCGAGUCUCUUCGUCUUGCGGUUUUUUCGUCUUGCGAAGCACGGCUAUUAACGGCUUAGCGGCUUAGCGGCUAUUAGCGGCUUAGCGGCCUAGCGGCUUUAAGAAAAAGGAAACAAACUCGCAAGAACUCGCAAGACGUUUUGUCUUGCGAAGCAAGCCCAUAGGGAAAUUCGUCUUGCGGAACGACUCAAAAAACGGAAAACUCUUUCGUCUAGCGAGUUUUUCGUCUUGCGAGGCAUUCGUCUUGCGGGGCACCACUGUAAAACUUCCUAAGCCGACGGGGCCUCACACCUGUUAGCAAUUGUGGUGCGGCAUUUUGCAAUGACCACAGCUUCUGGAUCAAACGCAAGGGAAGCCCCACAGAGAGCGCAUUGCGGUAAUCCAGCCUCUCUGCCCUGCUGCCUGCAGCCCAGCCCAGAGCCCCCAAGGGAACGGCAUUGUUGGCCCCCGGUCAUCUCCCUCCCCUGUGCUUUGCAGACUGGCAGGUCUCCCGGCAACUAGGCGAGGCUUCCCAAGCCCAUGCCGCAAACAGCAGCGCCCUGGCCCAGAGGCUCAAACGCGCCGGGGAAGAGCUGAGGCGAGCACAGAGCAACCUGACCCUCCUGCAUCAGGACCACGGCAGACUGGAAGAGAAGAACCGGGAGAUGGAGACCAAUCUGACGCACGCCAGAUCUUGCCAGCAGAUCGGUAUGUCCAGUUUGCCCCUUUUUCCACCCCUGCUGAUCGCUGCCGCUGGGCAUCAUGGUGUAAUAGACAAAAAUCUGCCCUUACUCCCUUACAUAGCUGUCAACCGUCCCUUAUUUGGUGGGAAACUCCCUUAUCUCAGCGCCGUUUCCCGCUGCUGUCCUGGAUUGAUGAUGUCAAUUUCCCGGGUUUCCCAGCAGCUCCUCUCCCUCCCUCCCUGCCGGCCAGGGAGGAGGGAGGCUCCAACUGUGUUGCUUGGCUGUGUUGCUCACCCACUAUGGAGUCUGAGAACGACUGAGGGGUGGAGCUUGCAUGCCUUGUGCAGAUUAAAUCGGCCGCGUUGCCUGGGGCCUUUGCUCAGCGCUUCCCAGCGGAGAGCUGACGGUGGUUUUCCUUGCUGCAUUCCCUAUGCCGGGUUGCUGUGCUGUGGGAACCACCACUUGAGGCUUCGUUUGGCUGCUGGUUGACUGAAAUUCCUUAUUUUGGCUGCUGAUCCCUUAUUUUUGAGGCUGCUGGUCCCUUAUUUUCAAAUCUGUAAGUUGACAGCUAUGCUCCCUUAUGGGGGACACAAGAGCCCUUAUAGAGUCCUUUGCAGGUUCUCCAUCGGUCGAAGAAAAUAACAGAGGCCAAGCAGAGAAUAUUUUGAAGCAAAGCAGCUAGUAAGCCUGGUCUUUAUUGAUUUGUUGCAACAGGGUGCUCCCCUCGCAAGCAGGAAAGGAGGAGGAACCCCGAACCAAGGUGUGCCCGCCCUCAUAUAGACAUAUAAAUUCCCUGCCCUGGAGCUCAAGACCACCCCUCCAUACAUCGUACAUACAUCACAGAAUGGGUGUAACCCAAGACCACCAUCCCAGAUACAUCAUACCUACAUCACAGAAAAGGCGGGCUACAAUGGAAAUCUGAGUGCAUUGUUUACCUCCUGUCUGGCAGGUUACCUGUUAAUGCUUACUUGAUUGGAUACCCUGGGGAGCCCGGCGAGUCUUUUGUAAUGAUAAAUACAGUGGUGCCUCGCAAGACGAAAAGAAUCCGUUCCGCGAGUCUCUUCGUCUUGCGGGUUUUUUCGUCUUGUGAAGCAAGCCCAUUAGCGGAUUAGUGCUACAGUACUGUAUUAGCGGCUUAGCGGGCUUAGUGGAUCAGCUGAUAAGCGGCUUAACGAUAAGCUGAUAAGCGGCUUAAUGAUCAGCUGAUAAGCGGCUUAACGAUAAGCUGAUAAGCGGCUUAACGAUCAGCUGAUAAGCGGCUUAGCAUCAGCUGUUAAGCGGCUUAGCCAUCAGCUGAUAAGCGGUUUAGCGGCUUGGGAAAAAGGGGGGGGGAAGGAAAAAAACCCCGCAGGAACUCGCAAGACAUUUUCGUCUUGCGAAGCAAGCACAUAGAAAAUUCGUUUUGUGAAGCACCUCCAAAACGGAAAACCCUUUCGUCUAGCGGGUUUUCCGUCUUGCGAGGCAUUCGUCUUGCGGGGCACCACUGUACUUCAUUCCUGAGCCAGGUCACAGGAUCACCCUACUCAUACACAGACAUACCCUUAAGACAGGAUUUGUGAAUGAAAAGACAAUGGGGAGGCAUUUCCAUUUUCCUUCGACCUUGCAGAGCAAUAAUUUGGUCAGUUUGGGAGUCAAAAUGGUUUCAGGGCUGUUUUCCUGUGCUGCUUCAGACAUGUGGUUUAUAUAUAUAUAUAUUUUUAUAUGUAUGUACAUGCUUGCUUGGUGGUACAUUUAUGAACAUUUAAUAUAUAUAUAUAUAUAUAUAUAUAUAUAUAUAUAUAUGACCUUAAAUUUUUUAUUUCAAUGGAGUUGUAGUGUUGGAAGGGACCCCCAGUCAUCAUCUAGUCCAAACCCCUGCGAUGCAAGAAUCGCAGCUAAAGAAUCCAUGAGCGUCCAACCUCUCUUUAGAAACCUCCGAGGAAGGAGAGUCCGCCACCUCCCAAGGGAGUCUGUUCCACUGUCAAACGGCCAUUACCUUCAGAAACAUUUCCCUAACUUUCUCGGUUACCUCCUCAUUGCCUCUACUGGCCAGUUUGAGACGGGAAAUUCAGCAAGAGUUUCCUCUUAUGGGGCUCGAGGAGCCAAUGUGACCUUGCAGGGGGGCUGGACUGGAUGACUCUCGAGGCCCCUUCUAGGAUUCUGAGAGGUUGGAAACACCCCCAGGAAGGCUGCCAACUUCCCAAGUCAUCGGGGCAUCUCUCCGGUGGUCCUCCCUGGCUGUAAAUCUCCCUGAGUCCAGAGACACUGGUGAUAAGCGACCCCGCUCUCCUGAGAGGAGCACACUCGUCUUCUGGCAUAUCAUUGCAGAAGAAAAAGUCAACCAGUAGCUCUAAAACGACUUUGUUUACAGUCUAUAAUACAGAGACUCCAUCAGCACAUCUGUGCUCUUUGAGCAUCAGUAAAGGUAAAGGGACCCCUGACCAUUAGGUCCAAUCGUGGCCGACUUUGGGGUUGCGACGCUCAUCUCGCUUUACAGGCCGAGUGUGCUGGUCCCAUGGGUCAACCAAGAAACCAGGUCCGAGUCCAGUAAGGUCGAAGGUGCAAUAUGGAGGCAGUCCGUAAAAGCUGGAGCUGGGUGCAGCGCAGGGAGUCAGGUGAGGUCAGGGACGCAGGACAGGGUUCAGGUAGGAACUGCAACCUACAACAUUGCUCCCGCAACCUGGGACUGGGGCUGGCUGGCUUUUAUCUGCCCCGAGGCAUAGGGCGGCCCCGGUCCACAAGUGACUCGCCUCUCCUGGCCUGGAGGCGAGCACUCCUCCUGCGGGAACUUAGUUCCCUCCGCCUCUCUGCCCUGAGCCUCUGCAGCUCAGGAGAGGCUGGAGGGUUACUGGACCCAGAGGCAACCUCAGCUUCCUCUGACGGGGCUGAGAGUGGAGGACUUGCAGGUAAUGGGUCCUCCAUCACCUCAGGAGCCAGAGCAGACGCAGUUAGUGCCUGCACCUGAGGAUCCAGCACAGGUGAGGACCCUUCAGGCUCAUGCCCCAGCUCAGCUGGUUCUGGAGGCGGGACUCCUGUGCAGGCUGGGAUUCCUCAGGUUCAGCAUCCAAGUCCGAAUCCCAGGCCAUCACACCGAGGGAGCCGACGUUUGUCCGCAGACAGUUUUUCCGGGUCAUGUGGCCAACAUGACUAAGCUGCUUCUGGUGAACCAGAGCAGCGCACGGAAACGCCGUUUACCUUCCCACCAGAGUGGUACCUACAGUGGUGCCUCGCAAGAAGAAAUUAAUUCAUUCCGCGAGUUUUGUCAUCUUGCGAUUUUUUUCGUCUUGCGAAGCACGGUGUCGGGAAAGUUUUGGAAAAGCUUCAAAAAUCACCAAAGUCUUUAAAAACCUCAAAAAAGUUCUAUGAGUUGCUCCUCGAAGUCAAGUCGCAACUGUAUUAACGGUGUUAAGAAAAAGGAAACAAACUUGCAAGACGUUUCCAUCUUGCGAAGCAAGCCCAUAGGGAAAAUCGUCUUGCGAAGCAGCUCAAAAAACAAAAAACCCUUUCGUCUAGCGAGUUUUUUGUCUUGCGAGGCAUUCGUCUUGCGAGGUACCACUGUAUUUAUCUACUUGCACUUUGACGUGCUUUCGAACUGCUAGGUUAGCAGGAGCAGGGACCGAGCAAUGUCGCGGGGAUUCUAACCACUGACCUUCUGAUCGGCAAGCCCUGGGCUCUGUGGUUUAACCCACAGUGCCACCCACGUCCCACUACAGAACAGCAACACUUUCAGAAGUGAAACUAACUUCCAACCAUACUCAGACUUCCUGUCUCACUCUCACUCAGACACUCACAUGAUGUAUACAAAACACAUUACAGCAGUACCACUCGCUGGAGCAGCUCAGAUAGAUAAAAACCCUAACAUAUGCAUGGCCGCUGCAUUGCACCACGUACUAUUUCAGACAUGCGGAUGAUGCACUCAUUAGGCGCACUAUAUUUAGGACAAUUUUAUUAAUUUUCCCGUAACGGGGUGAUCCUUGCCCAGCAGAACCUGCACGCAAAAGACAUGUGCUCACACUUCCUGCGCUGUCUGUGUGACGGCAGCUGAGCGCUCUUCAUGCUCUGAUGCUCUAGCAAAUGUGGGCAAUGAGCUGCGUCUCUGCCUUCAUUUUUGUUGUCAAAACUGCCAUUUGUUCAUUUCUUCUUAGCUGCUGAUUUCUCCCUAAUGGCCACCACUCCUUUGUUUUACUUACCAGAAUCCCCUGGAACACUGGUUUUCAACAUUUUGAGCCCACAGCUUCCUUGACCAACCACAUUCUUUCUGCGGGGGGGCGGGGGGGCGGAAUCCCCACUUGCGCUGGGUUGGGGUUCGUGAAUCACCAGAAUGAGUUUCCCCUGUUCUGCCCCCACUGCAAUGGGAGAUUCCCCUCCUUUUACUAGUGCUUGCCAAACUAAGGAAUCUUUCCAUAUUGCUGGUAAAGGUAAAGGGACCCCUGACCGUUAGGUCCAGUCGUGGCCGACUCGGGGGUGGCGUCGCUCAUCUCGCUUUAUUGGCCGAGGGAGCUGGCGUACAGCUUCCGGGUCAUGUGGCCAGCAUGACUAAGCCGCUUCUGGCGAACCAGAGCAGCGCACGGAAACACCGUUUACCUUCCCGCCGGAGUGGUACCUAUUUCUCUACUUGCACUUUGAUGUGCUUUCAAACUGCUAGGCUGGCAGGAGCAGGGACCGAGCAACGGGAGCUCACCCUGUUGCGGGGAUUUGAACCGCCGACCUUCUGAUCGGCAAGUCCUAGGCUCUGUGGUUUAACUCACAGCGCCACCGACGUCCCGGAUGAGUCCAUAAUUGUUCCCAAACGAGCCCUGCCAACCUGCAGACGUAGCACAGACCAACUUCUGGAGCUUGUGGCCUCUGAACAAAUAGGAUCUCACCCCAUUGGCUGGGGGGUCUCUGAGGUGCCCUGAGCCCAGCUGGGAAGAGCUGUAGCCAAGACCCUCUCCUGGCCCUUUGUGUCUUCUUCCCAGGCUGCUGCCCCCCUCAGUGGAAGCUCUUUCGAUGGAAAUGCCUGUGGGUUUCAACAGAAAAGAGGACUUGGGCAGAAAGCAAGACUGACUGUGUGAAGAAGGAAUCCCUGCUGCUUGUUUUGAGAGAUCCCUGGAGUGCUGAGGAGCUGCAGCGUUCCCAAGUCUUAAUGGUCUGUUGAAAAAGGGUAGCAUGGCCUAAUGGGUGGGGUGAGGGAGGGAGGGGCUCCACCGUCAAUCCUGAAGGGGGAACUUGAAGGCCACUCCAUGCUCGCAGCACAGAAAGGGGAAAGGCGAGGGAAAUGUGGCGUUCACAGCCAAUCUUAAAAAGCGGAAGGGACCCUGCUGCAACUUUGCCACCUCUCUUGGGGCCGUCUGUUGAGGGAUGCAGACUGACUGCAGAUCAGAGCAGGAUUGGGCCCCUGCCUUCCUGCUUUUUCCCUUUAUGUCACUCCUCCUUGCCGCCUGCGAGAGCUGCGAAAUGAAGCAAGUAUAGUGUAUUUUUAAGUGUAUUUUUAGUGUAUUUUUUAGUAUAGUGUAUUUUAUAGUAUAGUAUAGUGUAUUUUUUAUAUGCCUGUUGUCUUUGUCCAUGGAGUUUUCUUGGCAGGGAUACUGGAGUGGCUUGCCAGUUUCUCCUCCAGGUGGAUCACGUUUGGUCAAAACUCUCCACUAUGACCUGUCCAUCUUGGGUGGCCCUGCACGGCAUAGCUCAUAGCUUCUCUGAGUUAUUCAAGCCCCUUCGCCACGGCGAGGUGGUCCAUGAAGUGAUCCAUGAAGGGGCAGUGAUCCAUGAAGGGGAUUUUUUGACCAAACUGCGGGAGGCAGUGGAAGACAGAAGUGCCUGGCGUGCUCUGGUCCAUGGGGUCAUGAAGAUUCGGACACCACUAAACGACUAAACAACAACAACAACAUAGUGUAUUUUAAAAUGGGGUUUCAGAGUUUUUAGGGGUUUCUGAAUGUUUUAUGUAGUUUUUCAAUUUCAUUGUUCUGUAUGGGACAAUGACAAUAAAGAUAUCGUAUAUCAUAAGGGGUGUGAUAAGGAUGUGCUAUUUUCGAGACUUCUGUCCUGUGGCUUCUCUUGUCCCAGAGCAGGAAACGCGUUCUCUCUCCCUACAGUUCUAACCCCAGGAAAGUAUGAUAUGAUAUGACAUGUUAUUAUAUGAUAUGAUAUCUUUAUUGUCAUUGUCCCAUACAGAACAAUGAAAUUGAAAAAUCUACAUAAGACAUUCAAAAACCCCUAAAAACUCCGAAACCCCAUUUUAUAAUACAAUAUACUACUAUAAAAAGGUAAAGGGACCCCUGACUAUUAGGUCCAGUCGCAGACGACUCUGGGGUUGUGGCGCUCAUCUCGCUUUAUUGGCCGAGGGAGCCAGAGUACAGCUUCCGGGUCAUGUGGCCAGGAGGACUAAGCUGCUUCUGGCGAACCAGAGCACUGCACGGAAACGCCGUUUACCUUCCCGCCGGAGCGGUACCUAUUUAUCUACUUGCAUUUUGAUGUGCUUUCGAACUGCUAGGUUGGCAGGAAAUAUACUCCUAUAGAGACCGCGUUAAGUAGCCGAACAGACAGCAGCAAAUUGCUCUGUGGGACCUCAACAAUGGCCCUCUUGUCUUUGGGGCGGCUGUGGGGAGGGACGGUUUCCCUCAGCUGUCUUCCUGAUGUGGCCCCGCUGAGAGGGAAAUUGAGUGAGCCCCUUGGAAGAAGGCGCUCCCACCCAGCCAUCAAACUAGCAGCCCCCUCUCUCAGUAGACAUGGCGUGAGGCUGGUCAUUCAGGACUCCAACGCUUUGCUUCUUCUCCUAACUCUAGAACUCUCUGCGUUCAACGCCAUUUUGGAUUGGGCUGAGAGGAGUAAGGGAAUGGGUGGAUAAUUCACACUAUUCAGGGUAAGUAGAGAAGCACCAAGCUGUUUGCCGCUUGCUAAGAAGCAGAACGUAACACAUCAUUCUGCCCAGACACUGAGGUCCAGCUCCAAGGGCCUUCUGGCGGUUCCCUCACUGCGAGAAGCCAAGUUACAGGGAACCAAGCAGAGGGCCUUCUCGGUGGUGGCACCCGCCCUGUGGAACGCCCUCCCACCAGAUGUCAAAGAGAAAAUCAACUACCAGAAUUUUAGAAGACAUCUGAAGGCAGCCCUGAUUAGGGAAGCUUUUAAUGUUUAAUAGGUUAUUGUAUUUUAAAAUUCUGUUGGAAGCUGCCCAGAGUGGCUGGGAAAACCCAGCCAGAUGGGCGGGGUAUAAAUAAUAAAUGAUGAUGAUGAUGAUGUGGUUCUGCCUCCUUUUAAUGCCCAGCCAGACUCGCAGAGGCCCACUGGCCAUUUGCAGGGAGCCUCCAAGGAGCAACAACUCACAGUGCAAAAUCACAUACCCUCCCAGUGCUCCCUUUUUCCAGUGACAGUCCAAGGUUCACAGAAGCCGUCGCAGUUUCUGACUUGAUCCUGGAAUGUCCUGUUUUUCCUUAGGGCGUUCCUAUUUUCAUUUAAUAAUAAUAAUAAUAAUAAUAAUAAUAAUAAUAAUAAUAAUUUAUUUAUACCCCGCCCAUCUGGCUGAGUUUCCCCAGCCACUCUUGGCGGCUCCCAAUCAAGUAUUAAAAACAAUACAGCGUUAAAUGUUAAAAGCUUCCCUGAACAGGGCUGCCUUCAGAUGUCUUUUGAAGAUAGGAUAGCUACUUAUUUCCUUCACAUCUGAAGGGAGGGCGUUCCACAGGGUGGGCGCCACUACCGAGAAGGCCCUCUGCCUGGUUCCCUGUAACCUUACUUCACGCAAUGAGGGAACCGCCAGAAGGCCCUCAGAAGUGGACCUCAGUGUCCGGGCUGAACGAUGGGGGUGGAGACGCUCCUUCAGGUAUACUGGGCCUUUGAGGCCGUUUAGGGCCUUAAAGGUCAGCACCAACACUUUGAAUUGUGCUUGAAAACGUACUGGGAGCCAAUGCAGAUCUCUCAGGUCCGGUGUUAUGUGGUCCCAGUGGCCGCUCCCAGUCACCAGUCUAGCUGCCGCAUUCUGGAUUAAUUGCAGUUUCCGGGUCACCUUCAAAGGUAGCCCCAUGUAGAGCACGUUGCAGUAGUCCAAGCGGGAGAUAACCAGAGCAUGCACCACUCUGGCGAGACAGACUGCGGGCAGGGAGGGCCUCAUCCUGCAUACCAGAUGGAGCUGGUAGACAGUUGCCCUGGACACAGAACUGACCUGCGCCUCCAUAGACAGCUGUGAGCCCAGAACGAAUCCCAGGCUGCGCACCUGGUCCUUCAGAGGCACAGUUACCCCAUUCAGGACCAGGGAGUUGUCCACACCUGCCCUCCCCCUGUCCCCCCCCAAAAACAGUACUUCUGUCUUGUCAGGAUUCAGCCUCAAUCCGUUGGCUGCCAUCCAUCCUCCAACCACCUCCAGACACUCACACAGGACCUUCACCGCCUUCACUGGUUCUGCGUUAAAGGAGAGGUAGAGUUGGGUGUCAUCUGCAUACUGAUGGAGAAAUGUUGGAGGGUCAUGAAGUGAAGGGAAGUCCAAGGCUCGGCGGAGCCCAAAAUAACUGUGUACUAUAUAUAUGAUUCUUGUAACAGCUAUGUUAUAUGCAACUUCUGUAAUCUAGACUGUAUAUAUGUAUAAUCAAUGGAAAACUAAUAAAAAUUUAUAAUGAAGGGGGGGGGAGAGAGAAAUGUUGGAGGGUCUGGUGUUAUGCAACCCCAGAGUCAAGGAGAUAAAUAACUAUGCAACCUUUAGAAAACACCAGAAGGCAGCCCUGUAUAGGGAAGGUUUUUUUAAAAUGUUUAAUGUUUUAUUAUGUUUUUAUAUACAGUCGUACCUUGGCUCUCAAACAGCUUGGCUCCUGAACAAAUCGGUUCCCGAAUGACCGAAACCUGGUUUUCGAACAAUUUUUGGAAGCUGAACGUCCAGCACGGCUUCUGAUUGGCUGCAGGACGCUCCUACAGCUAAUUGAAAGCAGCACCUUGGUUUUUGAACGGUUCCGGGAGUCGAACGGACUCCCAGAAUGCAUUCUGUUGGAGAACCAAGUUACGGCUGUAUGUUGGAAGCCACCCAAAGUGUCUGGGUCAACCCAGUCAGAUGGACGGGGUAACAACAACAACGAUGUAAUAGGACGUCCCUAUUUUCAUUGGAGAAAUGUUGGAGGGUAUGAAAAUAAGUAUUGGCCCUGGAAGAGCUCAUCCAAACUUGCUCGUGCAAGGCCACUUUUCCCCAGGGAUUUACUGCUGAAUCGGAGCAAAUGUCAUUUCGGUUUUCUCUGGACUGACGUUUGCUCCAAAUUCUCACUAAUGAGCUGGUUUUUCCCCAUGGAAAGUGGUGGGGCAGGGGCACUUGGACCCAUGCCUAGAAAGCGCAGGGCAAGUGGGAAAUAAUAAUAUAAUAAUAAUAAUAAUUUAUUAUUUGUACCCAGCCCAUCUGGCUGGGUUUCCCCAGCCACUCUGGGCGGCUUCCACAAAGACCAAAAAUAUACUAAAAUGUCAUACAUUAAAAACUUCCCUGAACAGGGCUGCCUUAAGAUGUCUUCUGAAUGUCAGGUAGUUGUUUAUCUCUUUGACAUCUGAUGGGAGGGCGUUCCACAGGGCGGGCGCCACUACCGAGAAGGCCCUCUGCCUGGUUCCCUGUAGCUUUGCUUCUCGCAAACUGCUUGGACCCAGGCCUUAUAGAUAUGGGGCCAGAGGGAGUGGAGAUGAGCCCAGGGCAGCUGAUCUGGGUCACAUUUGAGCUGUUUGGAGAUGCUCAAAUCUGGCUUCCAAAGUCACUACAGAUAAUUCAGAAUGUGAGCAUUACAAAUGGCAAGGCAAGCUGUCACCUUUUUGCUUUGUUGAUUCAUUUUCUUUCAGACCUCUGAAACAUAAACCUAAUAAGGACUGUGUGCAAGUGAGCCAAGAAGGCCUGAAACAAGAAUCCUGUGGCAGAAAGUCUCUGUACAUCUGUCAAAAGAUAGCCAGGUCCAGUCCCUGGUCAUGAACAGCUGAGAGUCAGAAGCUUUUUUGAUCUGCUGCAAAUCACCCAGAGAUCUUGCAGGAGGUCCAGAUCUGUCUCCUCCUAACCCCUGGUCUGUCUGGUGGUGUGACCGCUCUUCUUUUAGAAGAUGCUCCUGGCCCCAGCCCACGCACACACCUUUCCCAGUAUUCAAACGAAGGCUAAAGACAGCAAUCGAUAUCUGUGUUUUUAUGAUACUGCCUAUUUUGUAAAGAGUUUAAAAUAAACUGCUUAUUUCAGAAUAAA